AUGGGCUCCGUUGACGCAUACAAGAAGCUGCAAGUGCUCCUCGUGGGCUCGGGAGGCAUUGGUACCAUGGUUGCCUACGCCCUCGAGAAAGGAGGCAAAGCCGAGGUAGCCGCGGUUCUGCGGUCCAACUUUGAGACUGUUUUCGAGAAUGGUUUUACCAUUCACUCGGUCGACCACGGUGAAGUCUUGGACUGGCGCCCAACUUCAAUUCUUGAUAGUAUCCCAUCUGUCAGCGAGGAGUCAUGGAGAGCCCCCUACGACUACGUCAUCGUCACCACCAAGAACGUACCCGACAUCCCGCCUCAAAUCACUGAUAUCAUCGCGCCUGCCAUUACGCCCGGCCACACUGCCAUCGUCCUCAUCCAAAACGGCCUAAACAUCGAGCGUCCCUUUUUCUCCGCCUUCCCCGCCAACCCCAUCCUUUCCGGUAUCACCUUCAGCGGCGCCAUCGAGUCGCCCCCAGGCACCAUCAACCACCACAACCACGAACGCACCUUCAUCGGCGUCUUCGACAACCCUAUCGCAGCCUCAUACAGCCAGAAAUCCAGGGCCAUUGCCGCCGCCCGCCGCCUCGUCGACGCCUACACCGCCUGCGGCCCCGAGGUUGACUGCACCUACGAGCCGGACGUGGCUUACUCCCGCUGGCGUAAGCUGCUGUACAACGCCUCGUACAAUGGCGUGGCCGCGAUUUUGGGCAUGGACACGUCACGCAUGCGCUUCACCGAGCACAUCAUCGACGACUUGAUCCGGCCGUUAAUGCAGGAGAUCCGAGCGACGGCAAAAGCGGCGGCCGGCGUAGAGCUCGAGGAGAAGCUGGUCGAGACGAUGAUCACGGCGGACGUGUAUGAUAAGUUCUUUAAACCGAGCAUGCUGCAAGAUAUGGAGAAGGGUAAGUUUAUCGAGUUUGAGAACCUCGUAGGCGAACCGCUCAGGGAGGCAGAGAGGGUUGGGGUGGAGACGCCGACGCUUAAGGUUGUCUAUGGAUUGUUGAAGGGUCUGCAAUUUAAGGCAGGGGAAAGAAACUUGGAGGAUGUGGUGGUGCCGCGGAGUGGUGAGGGAUUGAGGUAUGGAGGUUGUGGGAAGUCUUGA
This is a messenger RNA of Neurospora tetrasperma FGSC 2508, 1089 nucleotides long. RefSeq lists its product as uncharacterized. Gene Ontology annotation, molecular function: 2-dehydropantoate 2-reductase activity. The record is from RefSeq and is a predicted model, not a curated record. Bases 1 to 1089 code for a protein of 362 amino acids. Gene Ontology annotation, cellular component: cytoplasm. Lineage: Eukaryota; Fungi; Ascomycota; Sordariomycetes; Sordariales; Sordariaceae. Gene Ontology annotation, biological process: pantothenate biosynthetic process. The transcript is spliced from 2 exons.